Drosophila elegans is the source of this 1575-nucleotide messenger RNA. RefSeq names its product enolase-phosphatase E1 (gene Df31). The transcript has 3 exons. Bases 267 to 833 code for a protein of 188 amino acids. NCBI's taxonomy places the organism in Eukaryota, Metazoa, Arthropoda, Insecta, Diptera, Drosophilidae. The record is from RefSeq and is a predicted model, not a curated record.
UUUGCUCUCUCAUUCGGCGUUUUUCUUUGUGACUGUGUGGACGUUCUCACUACGGCUAAAUCUCCAGCAAUCCAGCGACUUUCCUAGCAAAGCUACUAAAGAGGAAACGGCAGUUUGCACAAAUUUAUAAAAUUUGCAGCUUGUUGAAAACUAAGUGUUGUUCUUCGAGCCUUGCGAGUCGUGUUUAGCGCAUACUAAAACCAACAAUUUAAACGUGUUUUCGCGCUUCGCUUUUGAACAGUAAAAAAAACCAACCGUAAAUCAAAAUGGCUGAUGUGGCUGAGCAAAAAAACGAGACCCCUGUCGUCGAGAAGGUCGCGGCUGAGGAAGUCGAUGCUGUGAAGAAGGAUACCGUUGCCGCAGAGGAGGCCGCAGCUGAGAAGCCAACCACUACAGAGAACGGUGCUGUCGAAGAGGAGAGCGCCGCCAAGGAGAACGGAGCACCGGCCGCUGACAGCGCGGCACCCGCUGAAGCUGCGGUCGAUGGCGAAAAGGCGACCGAGGCCGCUGCUCCCGCCGCCGCCGCCCCCGAGAAAGAGAAGGAGGAGAAGAAGGAUGAGGACAAAAAAGAUGAGUCUGCUGUCGACGGCGAGGAGGCCAAGAAAGAGAGCAGCGAGGCAGCCCCUACUGCUGUUGAGAACGGCGCCGAGGAGGCAGCCAACGGCGACUCAACAGACGCGCCCGUCGUCGAGGCUGUGAAGCGAAAGGUGGACGAGGCCACCGCCAAGGUUGACGAAGCUGUCGCCACGCCGGAGAAGAAGGCGAAGCUGGACGAGGCCAGCACAAAGGAAGAGGUGCAGAAUGGGGCCGAGGCUAGCGAAGUUGCUGCUUAAGGCAAUCGUCCGCGGAGCAGCAGACUCAGUAAUCUACAUAUUAAAUACUUACUAACACAAACACAACACACAAAUUACGGUUUUACCUCCAGCACAACGCACCGAACCACCCACCGUCCGCAAGUGUGGGCGGGUGAUGCGUGGGCUGCUGAGUUGGUGGCCGGACGCAAUUCUCUAAAAACAAUCCUGCAAUGGGAGCGUAGUCUUAAUGCGUGCCGAUUCUCUCUGUCUCUACUAACAAACAACCAACCAACCAACAACAAACGAGAAACAACAAAAUCCAUUAUCAUUUAAAACCUUACUUAAAAACGUAACUUUAAAGCAAAGUAUAUAUAUAGAAAGCAAAAGAUUAAGAGAAAAAAUGAGUAAGCGAAAGUAAGAUGCGAGACCCUCUAUGUUUUAAGAUUAAAAGUUGUAAACAAAAAGCGUCAAAUUUAAUAAUUGUAAUAAUAAAUACGAAGCGAAUGACAAAAAUUGCAAACAAAAUUUCUAGAAACAAGCAACAAGAAAUUUAAUGGGCAAAAAUAAUUUUUUUUUUGUCACUUAAACAAUUUUAAUUUUACAACCAUCUCCUGUAUUGUGUAUGAAUAUUUAUAUAUAUCAAACAAGCAAAACUACAAAACAGCAAAAUGUAACAACAUGCUGCCAACAACAAUACCCCAGAAAAGUGUACCAACUGGCGAAGAGACAAAACAAAUCAUACCAUAUAGAAACAAUAAAAAAAUAAAAACGGAAUAAGAAA